This is a messenger RNA of Dendronephthya gigantea, 437 nucleotides long. RefSeq lists its product as uncharacterized. The transcript is spliced from 6 exons. NCBI's taxonomy places the organism in Eukaryota, Metazoa, Cnidaria, Anthozoa, Malacalcyonacea, Nephtheidae. Bases 57 to 437 code for a protein of 126 amino acids. The record is from RefSeq and is a predicted model, not a curated record.
UUAAAAGGAAACACGUUUGCCAGAAAAGAGCAUACCGAAUUUUUCUGAGGAAACUGAUGCCAUUCACGCAACAUAUGAUAGUGUAUGCUAGUGGAAUUCGGGAUGAUGCCCCCAAUGAGAGUGAUAUGGAAGAAAUCAACAAUCCAGCAACAACAAUAUCGGACGAAGGUUGCGAAAGCUUGGACACUCUCGAAAACGAGUUGAGGAUAAAGUUAGAAGCAUUUAAAAAUAGUCAAGUCAUGCAAUAUCGCAAAAAUACAACUGCACCUACCGAAAGUGAAGAGGAGCUCAACUUCAGUUUUACAGAGAAACUUACACCAAACACAAAGGCUAGAUAUAACAACCUGACUCCAAGAAAAAGGAAAACAUUUGCUUGGGCUAUUGAAGUCGCGCAAAAAAUAAUAAAGAGACCCGAAAUAGAUGUGAGAACUUCCUAA